AUGGCAGCGCAGCCUGACAUCAUCAUGGUGGACAGCGAGUCCGACUCUGGCGACAGCCAAGAAAUAGAGAUUCGGAACACCGCACCACGCCACGACUUCAUUGAAGUCUUCAGCCCACCAAGGGUGACCUUUGCUUGUCAACGCCAGGGCCUGGUGGCUGAACACGGCAUAGACAUAGUGACAGGUUUUGACCUGAACACCUUUGAAGGUCGCGCUGCCACACUGCAGCUGUUGGGGAAGGCCCGGCCAAGGUUCCUCAUGCUGAGCCCCCCAUGCACAAUGUACUCGGCGCUGCAGGGCUUGUUCAACUUGCACAAGAUGAAUCCGCAAGUCCUGCAGCAGCGAAUGGUUGAGGCAGACAGCCUGUUGAAAUUCGCAAUGUUUCUGUGCAAGAGACAACAUGACCGAGGAGCUUUCUUCUGUUUUGAACAUCCACAUCGGGCCACUAGCUGGCAGAGGCCCUUUGUCCAAGCCAUCCUCAACUUGCCGGGCUGCCAGCUCACCGCAUUCGACCAGUGUCAGACAGGAUUGGUCACUCCUGGAGAGAACCCAAAGCCCAUCAGAAAGAGGACACUGUUGAUGUCCAACGCGCCGGCCAUCCAGGCCAUGUUCGGGCCCAUGCAGUGCAACUGCCCAGCAGCUUCGCACGUGCAUGUGCAGGGGUCUGUCGAUGGCAUCCGGUUGUCCACAUGGUGUCAGAGAUACACUCCCGGGCUUUGCAAUAAUCUGGCGGAGGCAGUGGCCAGAACACUUGGCCACGAGUGA
Effrenium voratum is the source of this 765-nucleotide messenger RNA. NCBI's taxonomy places the organism in Eukaryota, Dinophyceae, Suessiales, Symbiodiniaceae. The record is from the annotation of a GenBank genome assembly.